Molecule: messenger RNA, 1680 nt
Organism: Aspergillus pseudotamarii
Lineage: Eukaryota; Fungi; Ascomycota; Eurotiomycetes; Eurotiales; Aspergillaceae
Product: putative ribosome associated DnaJ chaperone Zuotin
Exons: 3
Coding region: 150-1487 (445 amino acids)
Biological process (GO): regulation of translational fidelity; 'de novo' cotranslational protein folding
Cellular component (GO): cytosol
Molecular function (GO): ribosome binding; Hsp70 protein binding
Source: RefSeq, a predicted model, not a curated record
CGGGAAGUCGGGGCAGAAAAAAAGAAAAAUCAGGCUCUCAAUUUUCUGCCAUCGGCCCCCCAUUCUUAUCGCUAGCACACAACUUUGGGUAUCUUUCCCUCCUAAAUUCCCCGAAGCACAUCCAAGUUAAUUGCUUCGAUUUAGACAAAAUGACUACUGUUCAAGUCGUCAACGUCUCUUUGCCCGCCCUUUCUGAGGGCUGGUCCGCCGAGAAUAACUUCAAGGCCGUUGGCACUCUCUCUGGUGCUACCCAGAGGAACUUGGAGGCUGUUGGCCCUCACUUCUUGGCCCACGCUCGUAGAAAGCGUCACCACCGCACUUUCUCUGAGGAUGAGAGAAUCCAGGCCCAGCAGAACGUCAAGAAGACUGAAGAGGAGGAUGAUGGCGAAAUCUCCGAGGACGAAGACCCCAUGAUGUUAUCUCGGGAUGCUAAGGACUGGAAGAGCCAAGAUCACUAUGCCGUCCUUGGUAUUACCAAGUACCGUUGGCGCGCCACCCCCGAGCAGAUCAAGCGUGCCCACCGCAAGAAGGUUCUCCGUCACCACCCCGACAAGAAGGCCGCCCUGGGUGACCGUGAUGAGAACGACAGCUUCUUCAAGUGUAUCCAGAAGGCCCACGAAGUGCUCUCGGACCCCGUCAGGCGUCGUCAGUUCGACUCCGUCGAUGAAGCUGCCGAUGUUGAGCCUCCCACCAAGAAGGAGGCUGCCAAGGGUAACUUCUACAAACUGUGGAACCGUGUCUUCGAGUCCGAGGGUCGUUUCUCCAAGAUCCAGCCCGUUCCUAAGCUGGGCGACGACAACAGCACCUUCGAGGAGGUCGACAACUUCUACAACUUCUGGUACAACUUCGACAGCUGGCGUACCUUUGAAUACCUCGAUGAGGAUGUGCCCGAUGACGGCGAAAGCCGUGACCAGAAGCGUCAGACCGAGAAGAAGAACGCCAACGCUCGCCGCAAGCGCAAGGUUGAGGACACUGCUCGUCUCCGUAAGCUCGUAGACGACUGUGCUGCUCAGGAUGAACGUAUUAAGAAGUUCCGCAAGGCUGCUCGUGCCGACAAGGACAAGAAGCGUCUCGAGAAGGAAGCCGAGGCUAAGCGUCUGGCUGAGGAGAAGGAGAAGGCUCGUCUGGAAGAGGAGCAGCGUAAGAAGGAUGCCGAGGAGGCCGCUAAGGCUGAGCGUGAGAAGGCCAAGAAGGCCAAGGAAGCCGCUAAGAACGCUACUAAGAAGAACAAGCGUGUUGUCAAGGGCUCCGUCAAGGAGGUCAACUACUUCGCUGAUGGCGAGGCUUCCGCCGCUCAGGUCGACUCCGUCCUGACCGACGUUGAGCUUAUCAUGAGCAAGAUUGAUGCUGAGGAGCUUGCCGGUCUGGCUGAGCGUCUUACUGCUGCUGGCAAGGAUGCUGCUGCUGUCAAGAACGUUUACGCUGAGGAGGCUAAGAGGCUGGUUGGUGCCGGUAAGCUCAAGGACGGCGAGACCAAGAACUUCUAGAGUACUCAUCUAGAAGGUACGACUUUGUUAUGAACAUAAUGCGUCUCUAGCACACGGUUCUUUGCUAGAGAUACUCGUCCAGCGAUCUGGCGCAUAGCUUAAAAAAAAACGCAUGAUCACGAUCUAUAGAUAGAUAGAUUUGGUUUUCAAAAGACUAAUGGAGGCAACGAUUCUGAUGCAUCUUAUACUUUCA